AUGCGCGUCGCGCGCGCGCCCGUGACGCGGCCGCCCGCGUUCGGUGCGCGCGCGUACGCAUCGCGCGCGCGCUCGAAGACGGCGUCGAACGCGACGCCGCGUCCCGAUUACGACGCGACGACGCUCUUCUCCCCGAGCGUGCGCGAGAUUUUCCUCCCCGAGCACAUCGGUGAGAUGUACAAUCUGCCCAAGCGACCGAGCCCGUUCGCCCGCGGUGGCGCGCUGUGGCAGUUUGGUCUCGGACAGCGGUUCAUCGAUAACGGCGAUAGCGUGAGCCUGAACCCGCUGCGGACGACGGGGUCGAGCGGCGAGGCGGCGAGCGAGGAAGACGUCGCGUUCUCGGACGAGCGCGCGGUGCGCGCGGGGGCGAGGGAAGUGAUAUACUAUGAUCCGAAAAAAGUGCGGGCGGCGAUCGUGACGUGUGGAGGGCUGUGUCCGGGUCUGAACGACGUCGUUCGGUCGAUCACGCUGACGUUGGAGGACUACGGAGUGGAGGACAUUGUCGGGAUCAAAUACGGCUUUAGGGGAUUCUUUGCCGAUCCAGAGAAUGCGCUCGAGGCGCCGAUGAAGCUCACGUCGGCUAUUGUGGAUGACAUUCAGAUCACUGGAGGAAGCAUGCUCGGAUCGAGUCGAGGCGGGGCGGAUAUGCCGGCAAUUGUACAAAAAAUUGAAGAGAUGGAGCUGGAUUUCCUCUUCGUCAUCGGCGGUAACGGUUCGCACGCGGGCGCGCUGGCCAUCGACAAGCUGUGUCGAGAGAAAAAUCUCACGACGUCGGUGAUCGGAGUCCCGAAGACGAUUGAUAACGACAUAUUGUUGCUCGAUAGGACUUUCGGUUUCCAAACCGCCGUCGAUGAAGCCGUCAAGGCCAUCCGCUCGGCGAACAUCGAGGCGAGGAGCGCGGACAACGGCGUGGGAUUGGUGCGUUUGAUGGGUCGACAAUCUGGUUUUAUUGCCAUGCACGCCGCCUUGGCGAGUGGGAACACGGAUGUUUGUCUGAUUCCGGAGAUUGACUGUCCUUUGGAGGGGAGUGGUGGCGUUUUGGCGCACAUUGUCAGGGUCAUUGAGCGACAAAACCACGCCGUGAUCGUCGUCGCAGAAGGUGCCGGGCAGGAGCAGCUCGGUAUGAUCGGUGAGACAGACGCGAGCGGAAACCCGGUGUUGCAGAAUUUUGCGAAAUACCUGCAACAAAAGCUCAAGGAGGCUAAGCCGAACGUCGACAUCAAGUACAUCGAUCCCACAUACAUGGUUCGCGCGUGCAGGACAAACGCCUCUGACGCUGUGUACUGCUCGAUUUUAGGUCAAAACGCCGUGCACGCCGCCUUCGCAGGUCUCAGCGCCGUGACCGUCGGGAUGUGCUCUGGUCACUACGUCUACCUGCCCAUACCACCCGUCAUCUCUGCGCCGCGAACCGUCGAUCCAGAGGGUCGCAUGUUUGAGCGGUUGCGUUUCGCGAUCGGGCAACCGACCUUCUCGAAAUCAUAA
Molecule: messenger RNA, 1482 nt
Organism: Ostreococcus tauri
Lineage: Eukaryota; Viridiplantae; Chlorophyta; Mamiellophyceae; Mamiellales; Bathycoccaceae
Product: Pyrophosphate-dependent phosphofructokinase TP0108
Exons: 1
Coding region: 1-1482 (493 amino acids)
Biological process (GO): fructose 6-phosphate metabolic process; glycolytic process
Cellular component (GO): cytoplasm
Molecular function (GO): 6-phosphofructokinase activity
Source: RefSeq, a predicted model, not a curated record